Molecule: messenger RNA, 4011 nt
Organism: Stegastes partitus (bicolor damselfish)
Lineage: Eukaryota; Metazoa; Chordata; Actinopteri; Pomacentridae
Product: membrane-bound O-acyltransferase domain-containing protein 2-like
Exons: 13
Coding region: 244-1776 (510 amino acids)
Biological process (GO): lipid modification
Cellular component (GO): membrane
Molecular function (GO): acyltransferase activity
Source: RefSeq, a predicted model, not a curated record
CCGACGAAAGCGAGAGUGCGCAGGCGUGAAGGCUCUCGCCGCGGUCGCUGCUCUCCGCUGGAUGUGUGCGGUGGAUGACAACCGUCCAGCUCGUCGCAACAACAGCAGCAGCAGCGGCGGCGGCGUAUUUAUCAUCGCGGGCAGCCGAGGGGGAGUGAAGCGAACCGGAGGACAGCAGCAGCAGCAGCAGAGACGGAGAAAGAGAGAGAGAGAAAAAGAAAGAAAAGGAUUUACCGUCCAAGCAUGGCUACCCAAACGACAGCAUCAUGCACUGGAUCCACUCUGUUGCAGCCCAUCAGCGAAAUUAUCAACCUCCCUCUCGACCAGGUUAACUUUGUGGCAUGUCAGCUGUUCGCCCUGCUGAUGGCUGUGUGGUUUCGGCUCUACCUCCACCCCAGUAAGACCAGUCCCUUCAUCAGACAUGUGGUGGCCACUCUGCUGGGCUUCUACUUGGCUCUCUUCUGUUUUGGCUGGUAUUCCCUCCAUUUCCUGGUACAGAGCGGCUUGUCCUACAGUGUGAUGGUCUUCGCCGGCCUGGAGCACAUGCACAAGUACUGCUUCAUAGUGACACUCGGCUACCUGAUACUGUGUCAGAUCACACGAGUCUACGUGUUCGACUACGGCAUGUACUCUGCAGACUUUACAGGGCCCAUGAUGGUUAUAACACAGAAGAUUACCAGCUUGGCAUUUGAAAUCCAUGAUGGUUUGACCAAGCGAGACAGCCAGCUGACUCCCAGUCAGAAAUACCUAGCUAUCAGUCGGAUGCCCAGUUUGCUAGAGUACCUGAGCUACAACUGUAACUUCAUGGGCAUCCUGGCAGGACCCACCUGCUCCUACAACGACUACAUGGCCUUCAUCGAGGGGACGUGCUACCAGCCGCGGCACCAGGAGAACGCCAACGGCAAGGAGAACGGGAAGUACAAGCAGAGCGAACCCUCGCCAAAGAACGACGUCAUCUCCAAGCUGUGCACAUGUGCCGUGUCGCUGGCCAUCUAUCUGUCGCUGUGCAAGGUGCUGCCGGUGGAGCACUCCAUCAACGAUGACUUUGUCAGCUCCACGCCCUUCCACCACCAGGUCGUCUACCUGUACCUGGCCAUGCUGGCUCUGAGGCCAAAGUACUACUUUGUCUGGACACUUGCUGAUGCUAUCAACAACGCCGCCGGCUUUGGCUUCAACGGAUACAACAUAGACGGCUCCCCACGGUGGGACCUCAUAUCAAACCUCAGAAUUCUGGAUAUUGAGUUUGCCACCAGUUUCAAGAUGUUCCUAGACAACUGGAAUAUUCAGACAGCUCUUUGGCUCAAAAGGGUUUGCUAUGAGCGCUGUCACAUCAACCCCACCGCUGCCACCUUCCUGCUGUCGGCCAUGUGGCACGGGGUUUACCCCGGCUACUACCUUACCUUCCUCACCGGCAUCGCCAUGACCAUGGCGGCACGUGCAAUAAGACACAACAUCAGACCGUACUUCCUGGUGUCCGACUCGUACAAAUGCAUCUAUGAUGUCAUCACGUGGGCGUGGACUCAGGUUGCCAUUAGUUACACAGUGGUGCCGUUCGUCCUACUCGCCGUAGGACCCUCGCUCAAAUUCUACAGGUGUUGGUACUUCUGCCUACACCUUCUAUGUCUGCUGGUGGUGCUGGCCCUACCGGUCAGAUCGAGACGCCGAGCGGCCAAAGAGCAGCAGGACAAGCUGCAGAACGACAGCGUGCAGGACAACCAGACAGAUCACAGCAACAGCACGGACAACAACUGCAACCAGAAAGACAAGGCCACAUGAGGCCGGGGACGAGCGACGCAGCAGCAGCAGCAGAAACACUGAGACGAACUAGAAACCACUGAGAGCUGGAGUGUGUCGAGUCUGUUUACCUGACAACGAACCAAAUAUCUCCGAGAAUCCUAUCAGACAGAAAAAACACCAGUCAACAUCCUGUCAAAACUUCCAGUAGCAAGGACGACAGCAAUCACACUUGUGACGUGGAUGAGAGUCCAACACGAAGCAACGGCCACGGUGUAAACUAACGAGCGGUAGUGGUUGCAUUAGUGAAAAUGAAGAUUUCCAAGCUGCCUUAAACCCUCUAUGUACUCUGAAGUAACAGUUUGGAUGGCACGCUGCAAGAACCCUAAACGCAGUUACCCUGCUGGGGUACGGUGUUAAAUAUAUAUAUAUAUAUAUAUAUACAGAGAGAGUAGAAGUGCAGUAUGUGGAGGGUUUUUGUCAUUGUCUGGAUACAAGCCUCUGUUAGGUGGGAACAGAACACGUGUACAUGUAAAAGAAACAUAACCUUUAUCAUCAGCUGCCAACUUCAAACAGGCCUUAGGAUCCUCAAAAUAUUGUUUGAUUUCUAUGUCUUUUUUAAAAAAAAUCUUUACUCAAGAAGAACUCACACUGUACGUGUUUUGUAUUUAGAUGUUCGUGACAACACUAUUUGAAAUCCAUUCUUUUUUUUUCUUUUUUGUUCGUCGUCGUUUUCUGGGAUGAAUCGACCGAGAGAGUCCAAAAGUGGAAUUCAGAUCUCGUCCGUCUCCGGCAGCGGGCCGUCUAGAAGAGGCGCUCAUGACUUACUAAAUGGAUUUCUGUUUCUUUUUUGUAUUCGUCAUAUCUGCUGCUCUUUUGACAAACAUGACUCAUCAGAUAAACGUGUGUUUCAAAGGGAGUUUAUUUACCCUCUCGUGAUUUACAAUAUGGGUUUUUUUUAGGAGUUCAGAGGUGUGAUUUUUUUUUAAUUUUAUGUUUUUUUUUGUUAAUCUACUCAGAUUCUUUUUACACAACAGGUUUCCUCUAUGUCCAAAUGUAUUGCUUCUGAAAUACAAACCCAACCCAAAAGGAUGAAUAUUUGAAGUAUUAAAGUCUAAAAAUCCUCAAAAUGCACCUGAAAUCUAAUCAGAUUGACUUCAUUGUCAAACACUUUUGGAGCCAUAAACGUUAAACUGAAUGUUCAAGACUUACGCGGUGCAUAAAUGGCACGUAUUCGCAAAUUCGGGCUGCAGAAAUAUCUAAGUUUUGCAUUUGUCCGUGAGGAAAUCUGAGGCGGUUAUUUAUGUAUGUGACAUAAUAAAACUGUACAAAACUCAAAGACAUAGACCAGCUGUUGUGGUAAAUGGUCUUAUUUCAUAUUGUGUGCACUUAAUGUUAGACUAGGAGAUGUUUCAGGGUGCAUUUACUGUAUGGUGUAAGAGACACUGGUUCCUUAUGUUGUUCUGGUCCACGGCUCACCUCAAGCCUUUCGAUUCAUCCGGUUUCCUCCUCACACUAGAGCUCAAACAGCCAUCCCCGUGGUAUUUAUUUUUUGGUUUCAUUAGAUGGAAUUGGCGUAAAUGUGGUGCAGAAAGGGCAACAUAAAAUAAUCCAACGACACACCAUUAUGGUGGCAUUUUAAAGUUGUGCUUUUUUUUUUUUUUUUUUUACCUUCUAAAAAUCUGUCAGUAAUUUGAGUUGAAUUGGUGCAUUUGUGUUAAUGUAAAGAAAUAACAAAGCAGCAGCGGUGAGCUCUGACGUGUGGACCUCUUUUCUUUUUAAGACUUUCUAACAUUUGCAUAUUCCUGCCAUAACUGUGUGUGUGUGUGCGUGUGUGUGUGUGUGUGUGUGUGUACCAGUAUUCAUGUAAUCCGUACAUGUCGAUGUGAUCUCGAGUUAUAUUUGUAGCCUGGGCCCCGUGUAGGCGAGCGCGGCCCGUCCGAAGAAAAAGGGAUGUCAUUCUACAAACAUAGCGAUUCUUGCACUGCAUGGCCACCCAAACCAGCAGAUCAAUGCAAACUGCUCCAUAUGUCCAAAGUGCCAAAUCACGGAUGGCGCAUUUUGUUUUUGUGUGUAUGUGUGUGUGCAUGUGUGCCUGCGUGUGUGUGUGUGCGUGUGCGUGUGUGUGUGUGUGUGUUAGUGUGUGAGCGCGCGCCUGUGUAACAUAAUGGUUAUUUUUGUGUCAGAAGGAAAUUUAUUGAAAGAUUUGUAUAACAGUACAUUAAAAUUCUGAUUUAUGUGGCAAAAAUAAAGAGAAAUUAUUUUUAAACACUAAAA